Messenger RNA from Syngnathoides biaculeatus (alligator pipefish), 6214 nucleotides. It is a transcript of the gene otud5a, whose product is annotated as OTU deubiquitinase 5a. Gene Ontology annotation, biological process: protein deubiquitination. Gene Ontology annotation, molecular function: cysteine-type deubiquitinase activity; K63-linked deubiquitinase activity. The record is from RefSeq and is a predicted model, not a curated record. The transcript has 9 exons. The coding region runs from base 1205 to 2857 and encodes 550 amino acids. NCBI's taxonomy places the organism in Eukaryota, Metazoa, Chordata, Actinopteri, Syngnathiformes, Syngnathidae.
GGUGCAAAUAACCCCCCCCAAAAAUAUUAAAUAUUAAAAAAUACGCUUUCAUUAAAAUCCCAAGAUAUUGAAAUUUGUAAGUUUCUUUGCUUUUCAUUUUGUCAGGGCUGGAUACUUGGUAUCUUUUCAUAGAUUCUCAGGAUGGACUGCAGGUGUUCAUCAGCGAGGCGACUCCUAUGAAUAAUAUUUUUCAGAGAGAAUUUGUGCUCUUAAGAGCACUCAGUUUGCGCUCGGUAAAUGUCUUCGGACUACAUGACCCAGAAGGCUUUGCGCGAGAGAGCGGAAAAGAGAGGAUGCGUGUUGUAGUUGGAUGACGAAUGUGUUAGAGUUCUGCUAAAAGGCUAAAAAUUGUAUUUCUGUUGGAUCCGCAUCGUUGCGGCAUUUGCAUCUUUGCACACUCACGACUGCACAUGAUCCAUACGUCCAUCCAUUUACAAUAUUGCUUAUCCAUACAAGGGUCACCUGUUCUUUCCUUAUCGCAGCUGACUUUGGGCGAGAUAUGGGGGACACCCCGGAGCGGAUACCAGUGACUGAUAUGUGUAAAUUGAGUUAUAUUUCGAUAUAACCUUGUGAGGAUAAGCAACCUGGAAGAUGGAUGGGUAGAUAUUUUUCAAGUCAUGGUACCACCUUAUUUUUUGUUUUUGUAGAGUAGAUUUUUUUUUUUUUUGUCAAGAAUGCAAUUUGUCACUAAGCGUUACCUUUGUUAUUGUUACUAUGACACUUCUUGAAAAAAUGUACGGUCCAACCGUCAUACGUUUGGCCAAUGAGUGACGGAACUGGACUGAACAACAUUAGUUACAAAUAAAUAACAGCGUGGUGAGCAGCAUUUACGAAGAUAUUUGUUAAAUUGUAUUUAUAUUAGCAGCGGCGCCAUUGACAGAGUGACGUAAUAGUGCAGCUUGACCCGGAAGUGACGCACUCAGGCCCGUCAGCCUGUGUUGAUGUUUUGUGCACGAGCUAUCGCCCGGGAAGACGGAGACGUCUUCUUUCUUUUUUUAUUGUUUGGAAACGGGGUUCCGUCGAAACGUCGAUGGGAAUCGUCCUGUUGUCGACGGGGAACAUUUGCCUGGUGAUUCGCUGUUAGCCAGCCAGUUCGACGCCGAACACAGCCAAUCUUUUGAUCCAAAAGGCGGACUGACUCGUCGCCCUCUACCCCCCCCCAUCCCUUCCCUCACCCUUCCUCCUUUCCCUCCUCCUCCCCACCAUGACGAUCCUACCCAAAAAGAAGCCCAGCUCUGGGGUGGGGGUCGCGGAUCACGCUGAUGACAGCGACCGCCGGAGCGUCGCAGACCCUCACCAACAUCCGCACGCGGGGAGAACGGGAGCCAGGCCUCGGGCUUCUCCCCCGCCGUGGUCGUACCAGGCCGCGCCGCCCUCUGCCAGAGACGAGCGGCGCAGCAUCGAGGCGAACUCCCGGCCGCAGCAGGCCUCUCCUCCGCCUGGCGGCUCUGUGGCCUCCACGGGGCCGUGUGACGGUCGGGAAGGCGGCGUCGGCGGCGUGGUGGCGACCUCCCGCGGGGACCUGGUGGUGCAAGCCGGCGUAGUGGGCUGCGGCGGCGGAGGUAUCAGCGGCUGUUGCACCGGGCCAGGACUCAGCAAAAGGCGGCGGCAAGCGGGCACCUGCUCCGGCGCGGCGGCGGCGCUGGCCGGAGGUGGGCAGCCCGGCGUGAGCGGUCCCGGCGGCGGUGGCUCUAGCCAGGAAGCGGACGAGGGAGCCGGCGGCAACAAUAGCGAGGACGAGUACGAGAACGCCGGCCGCCUGCAGGCCGUUGACCCGGCUACCGUCGAGCAGCAGGAGCACUGGUUCGAAAAAGCGUUGCGGGACAAAAAAGGUUUUGUCAUCAAGAAGAUGAAGGAGGACGGAGCUUGUCUCUUCAGGGCUGUUGCUGACCAGGUAUAUGGGGAUCAAGAUAUGCACGAGGUGGUGAGGAAGCACUGCAUGGACUACCUGAUGAAGAAUGCCGACUACUUUUCCAACUACGUCACAGAGGACUUCACAACGUACAUCAACAGGAAGAGGAAAAACAAUUGCCAUGGCAACCACAUUGAGAUGCAGGCCAUGGCAGAAAUGUACAACAGGCCAGUGGAGGUGUACCAGUACGGCACAGAGCCAAUCAACACCUUCCAUGGCAUCCACCAAAACAAUGACGAGCCAAUCCGAGUGAGCUACCACCGCAGCAUCCACUACAACUCCGUGGUCAACCCAAACAAGGCUACCAUCGGGGUUGGCCUCGGCCUGCCCGCCUUCAAGCCCGGGUAUGCAGACCAGUCCCUGAUGAAAUCAGCCAUCAAGACGUCUGAGGAAUCAUGGAUCGAGCAGCAGAUGUUGGAGGACAAGAAGCGAGCGAGCGACUGGGAGGCGACGUGCGAAGCCAUCGAGGAGCAGGUGGCCAGGGAGUCGUACCUGCAGUGGCUCCGAGACCAGGAGAAGCAGGCCCGACAGCCCAGGAAAGCCAGCGCCACCUGCAGUUCAGCCACGGCAGCGGCCUCCAGUGGCCUGGAAGACUGGGCCGCUCGGUCGCCACGGCAACGAGAUUCAGACCCCUCUCACUCGGACCUUACCAGCGCCCCAUCGAGCAUCAUCAAGCCGCCUUCUCCCGCCGGCGCCGCCCUCGUCCUCAACAAACCGCCCUCACCUUGCGCGCCAGGUCCCAGUAAUCCGAGCCGUCAUCAUUUAGAGUACAGAGCCAUUAUGCAGGAGAUGUCACCUACAGCAUUUGGUCUGAGCGACUGGGAAGAUGACGAAAUCCUGGCGUCAGUCCUCGCCGUGUCCCAGCAGGAAUAUUUGGACAGCAUCAAACAUCAGAGCGGUGCCAUGCAGCAUAGAGAACGGGAAGCGUCACCCGACAGCAGCUGAUGGACGCACAUGCACACAUGACCUAUGAACCCCUCCUCCCCUCUCGGUCAACCACUGAAGACAAAGCCAGAAGGAAGAAAUGCAGUUAUUGUUUCUCUCAAAGUGUCAUUCAUCCUUCCCUCCCUCUUGUCUACUUCCGAGUGGCAAUUUGAGCGAGGCAGCCAGCAGUACGCUAAGCACACGUCAAGUCACAUGAUAGAGUAAAUCCAUGGGAACAAAAUACAUACUUUUUAGCUGGCAUGUUCCGCCUUAUCACGUGCGAUCAAUCAUACCCUACUACCAUAAGGCAUCUCCUGGUAAAGUUGGCACAUGACCUCGCUUUGGUUUUUGACUUUAAUUUAUUCUGUUUUGCACCAACAGUUGGGAAUACUUGUCUUUGAGGUGACAUUUCAGGAUGAAUCUAAAAUGCAUUCUAACCUUUUCAUUGAAAUUCAUUUGACCGCUUAACUUUUAAAUGCACUUGUCCAGAUGAAUGAAUGGACCAACUGAUUUCCUCGUUUCUUUCGAAACUUCCUCAUCGAAAAAACUAAGACCACGCCUAUCAAUUGAUCAGCAGUACUUCGCCAUUGCUAGCCUUCAACCAAGAAGUGGCCACGUAGCGUCACUGUCGUCGGCAGGUUUCAACUGCGACUGAAGCCAGACAAGUGGACGUCCUUGGAAAUUAAAUUUUCCCGUUCAGCUCCUUGUUAGAAAACAGCAAGUUGGGCGCAAAGUACUGAAACAUUAGGUGAAUCUGCUUUAAAAAGUUUAGAGGUCAGAUUAACUUCACCAAAAAAGUCCUCUAUUGCGUGUGAGGGUCAUCCUGAAAUUUCACUCUGAAGGCCAAUAUGCUAAACUUUUUGGGGAGUUGUGUACUGUAUAUCGAAUGGAAUUCAGAGCUCAGGCCUCUCUGCUGCUGCAUUUUUCUGAUUGGCUGUCAAUUCAACGACAAGUUUAUGUUGUCCACUGUUGCCAAAUCACAAGAGCUAGCAAGGUCACGAUAUCAUUUACAACUAGAAUUGCUAACUACCUGCUAAGCUAAUCUUAAGUACUCUUUGAAAUAAGGUUUUCUAGUGCCAUGUUAUCUGAUAGUAGUUAGCUGGAACAAAGGGAACUUUAUACCAGGUCAAAAUGUUUUCAACACAAAAUAUUUGUUACGUUCUACUUCAGUGAGCUAACAUAACGCCCCUAGCUGCAAUGUAAAAAUUGUCACUUAGUACGGCUGAACUGUAGCAGUUCUUUUUUUCAAAUGAAAGACAACGGCGCCUCCUAUGACAUGCUAAUGCCUGAAAGUCUACCCUUGUACAACAUCCCCCAAGAUGACCGGUGUGUUUAAGUUCCAUGAUUGCUUGAAAACCUAUUUUUUAAAAUGUCUUGUCUUCCUCUCACCUCCGUUAUCAUCAUCAACUGCUGCAUGUUUGGUCAUGACCAAAUACCGCCAUUGAGACAAAAUGACAAAUGAGAGACGAAAAACAGAAUUGUCACACUUAUCCUUUGUUUAAUUAUUGUUAUUAAUAAUAAUAUAAGUUUGUUUUUAUUUUAUCCUUUGGGAUGAAAAGUUUUUUUUUUUCUUGGAAUAAAAAGGAAAAAUGUUUCAGACAGAAUGAGCUACCCCGACUGUUGAAAGCUGCAUGAUAACAUCAACAAGACGGCCUCCUGAAUGGCACAACUUUUUCAAGAGCUCCUCUUGUCUGAGUCUGUAUGUGUUGGGAAUCACUUUUGGAAGUGAUUGUAGUGCCUGUCUAGUGUUAAUUCAUUUUUGUUGUAUGUUGAAGACAUGUUUCACAUCAAAAAAUGCCUAUGAGACAAGCGUCAGUAUUCCGUCUUUUAUUUUAUAGUCAUUACAUUUAGAUGUGUUAAACAACUCGGGAUGGAGCCCCUUUUGUUUGUUCCCACCCACUUUUCAACUUAGCAAAAUUAUUUGAAAAAGUGACUUUCUAGUUGUUCAGAUGUGUCAUAUUUUAGAUUGUUUCAAAACUAGAUGGUGGUUGUUUUUUGCUUUGGGUUUCACCUGUGAGAACUGCAUUUGGUGUUUAGGUAACAAGAAGAAACGCAAACCAUGUUGAAGUUGAGAGAAAAAGCAUCUGAGCUAUUGCAUAAACAUUGGGAAAAGCCAGUACAACAUUCUGGAAUGUCUUGAAAAAGAAACAAACCACAAGUGUACUGAGCGAUGGACACUGAACAUGUCAGUGAAGGGUAUCAACAGCAGUUGAUGACAGAGACGUUAGAGCUGUGAAGCAAUGCCCAAAUACAACCAUCAAUGACAUCACUGCCAACGUCUGCAGGAAAGAAACGAUACACCGUUGGAAGAAGAUUUUGAUAAGAAAUAUACAAGCCAUACAAGAAGAUGCAAACCACAUAAUUGGAAGGAUGAGCCAAAAAGGUUUUAUGGACUGAUGAGACUAAGAUUAACCUCUGUUUUACCAAAGAUGUGGUUGUGAUCCAAAGCACACAAACUCAUCUGUGAAGCAUGGUGGAGGUAAUAAUCAUGGCUUGGGCUUGCACGGCUGCUUCUGGAAUGAGCUCACUAAUCUUUAAAGAUGAUACAACUCAUGAUGGUAGUAGCAAUGUUUUGUCUGGCAAUCUAGAAAAAUGCAUCCAAACUAAUUGGGAGAAGCUUCAUUAUGCACCAAGACAACGACACACUGCCAACACAUUGGGACUUUAUCAGGGAAGGGUAGCGGAAGGUCUCAUCGACUAACCAAGUCAAUCAAUGGACCUUAGCAUAAUAGAGUAUGCGUUUCAUUCCCCCACCCCAAAACAGCAACUGAAGAGGUGGAAGUAAAGGCCCGGAAAAGCAUUUCAAAUGAAGAAUGCCACAGUCUGGUGUCAGUGGGAUUUUGCCUCAAAGCAGUUACUGCAAUCGUCAUGCCACUAAAUAUUAAAUGUUAGUCACUUUAAUGUAAUAUCUGUUCCAACACUUUUGCUCACUUUGAAACUGAGUAGCUUCAAACAAAAGGUGCUCUGUCCUGUUGUUUAACAAAUUAAGAUGUAAAAAAGGCUGGAAUUCUGAACUUUUGAAUCAUUAAUUUUCUUUAUCUGAAAGCCAAACGUCGUCAGCAUACAACAACAAAAACGAAUUGAUCUUGACGUUCUAAUACUUUUGGAGGGAACUGUAUAAACUAGUUAACGAUAUACUGUAGUGCCUUCUACCUCAGUAGUGCGUUGGCAAUUUGUAGUGUCGAAUGUGUAGUAUGCGUUAUCACCAAAAUAAUAAAUGUCCCUCAACGCAUGAUAAAAAGUCAUGCACUCAUGGCUUUAUCACAGUUUACUUUUUUUGGGGGGGGUUCAGUGCAUUUGCAGUUUUUUACUGUACAAAGCCAAAUUCCAGUGAACUUGGGACAUUGUGUAAAACGAAAAUAAAAAAGAAUACAAUGA